Molecule: messenger RNA, 3645 nt
Organism: Culex quinquefasciatus (southern house mosquito)
Lineage: Eukaryota; Metazoa; Arthropoda; Insecta; Diptera; Culicidae
Gene: Rap2l
Product: ras-related protein Rap-2a
Exons: 5
Coding region: 1463-2011 (182 amino acids)
Biological process (GO): negative regulation of cell migration; Rap protein signal transduction
Cellular component (GO): plasma membrane
Molecular function (GO): GTPase activity; GTP binding; GDP binding
Source: RefSeq, a predicted model, not a curated record
CCGACGUUAGUGCGAGUUUUGCCGUCGUCGGUGCUGUUUGUCUCUGGUCCGCUGCCUGUCGCCAGUUCGCCGUGUCUGUCCGAUGUCUGCCUGGGUUCUGGCCCGACACACAAUAGCAACACCGUGAGCGUUUUUCGUUUUUUUUUGUUUUUGCGCGAUCGCCGCGUGAGUGAGGGUGUGAUUCGUUGGUAUUGUGUUAUUUUUCGGGGUGUUUGGAACAAUAGGCUAGUUGUGUGUGCAAUUUUGGGCGAGUGCGUGGGUGGUGAGACACAUAUCACACAGUGUAAAGGCCCCUUGUUACUGCCCCCGAGUGUGUGCGGAGGGAGUGGAAACGAUAGUGAGUGAGUACGUGAGCGAGUGAAGAGUAUUGUUUUCUCACUUUUGAAUUAGGGAGAAGUAGCGAAGGCUCGAAUUUCGGAAGAUUUGCUGAGGAAAAGGAAGGAAUUUGGCUUAGUUCAUCAGCAGUAGGCGCUGAACAAAGUCUGCUAAUCGCAAAAAAGGCGUAUCGCUGGCCGUAAGACACACUGUUCCUGGAAACACCGAAACAAGGGAAUCCUUACACACAAUCAACACUUUAUAACCGAGAUUACAUCGGUUUUUGCGCGACACUGUGUGCGUGUGUUGGUGCUAACGAGCGAAAGCGAGACAGCGAGACACUGUGCGUCCUGCUCCAUCCAGAAGUCGACCUUCGCCGAUCGACGACCACGAUGAGGAGCUGGUCCCGCGUCCAAUGACUGUCGUUGUUGUCUUCCGGACGGUUCCGGGUUGCUGCAAUAAAACAACAACAUCACAAGCUUAGCGCAGUAAUUAGUCGCAACCACUACCAGCAAGUGCGCUGGCCCCGUUAUAGUGUUGUGUGGUGUGGUACGGGUCGCGUUAUCUCGACGACCCCCUCGGCGAUAAACCCGACUCGAUUGUCUGUGUUGGUUGUUGUAGUGAUCAUUGUUUCAGCUUAGAGUGUGUUCGUGUGUGGUUUCCAAUCGUAAAUAUCACGUGUGUGUAUUUUUAUCAGUGUAAGUCGGCGUUGAUCAGCGCAGAUCUUAGUGUCUACAGGUCCUUCGUAUUGGUGUCUAUAGCCGAAGUAGCGCUACUCCAGUGUUCAGCAACAACAACAGCCGUAGAUUAGUAAUCGUGAGAUUCCAAGAAAACGACGGAGUCUACCCCGAGAAGAAGCACGUAACGCGAAGAUAACACGGUGAAUCACGAAGAAGUGAAGUGGUCGAGCGAUCGUGUCCAAGAAGAUCGACCCGAAGAGGCGUCUAUUGUGUAUUGGUGUCCCAAAGUGGUAUCAAAAGUCCGUGUGUGUUAGUGUCUUCAAAAAAUCGCAAAAGCGUGAAAAUUUCACCAAGUUUUUUCUGUGUUUUGGUGCACCGCCCACAACCGUCAGCGCUCAGCUGAGGAGCAGCCACUCAAGCAGAUCAUCUCGGCAGUCGAGCAGUCGAGUCGUCGAGCAGCAGCAACAAUGCGCGAAUUCAAGGUCGUUGUACUGGGCUCCGGCGGGGUGGGCAAGUCGGCCCUCACCGUGCAGUUCGUGUCCGGUUGCUUCAUCGAAAAGUACGACCCCACGAUCGAGGAUUUCUACCGGAAGGAGAUUGAGGUGGACAACUCGCCCUGCGUGCUAGAAAUCCUGGACACUGCCGGAACGGAACAGUUUGCGUCGAUGCGGGAUCUGUACAUUAAGAACGGGCACGGCUUCAUCGUCAUGUACUCGUUAACGAAUCACCAGACAUUUCAGGACAUCUCCAGUAUGCGAAAUGUGAUCAGUCGUGUGAAAGGUAGUCAGCCAGCACCAAUCCUCCUAGUCGCCAACAAACUAGAUUUAGAUUGCCAAAGAGAAGUCUCGACAGCGGAAGGAAGCGCCCUCGCCGAGCUGUGGGACUGCCCGUUCAUCGAAGCCUCCGCCAAGGACCGCAUCAACGUGAACGAGGUGUUCGCCACGGUCGUGCGGGAAAUGAACAUGACCUCCGAGAAGCGCCAGAAGAAGAGCUACUGCUGUUGUACAUUGUUAUAGAAGUGGCACUAGGCGCGUAAUUUUAACUAUUGGUUUACCCCCUAAUUCGUAAAGUAAAGUAAAGAAAGAAAAGAAAAAUGCUAAAAAAAGGUAAAGUAAAUAAAGAAAAACAGCAAGAAAAAAAACCCUAUACAUAUAUUAAUUAUUAAAGGUAAAUUAAAUCGAGAGAGAACGUGCGCGAGAGAGGGCAAAACUGCAAAUCUGUGAGACGAUCAAAAAUUGUGGGUAGGAAUUAAAACGAAAGUGAAGAAGUGAAGAAAAAAAAACUUUUGAAUGAGCGCAGUUUUGUGAAAGCCAGCAAAGGAAAGAAAAAACUCAAAAAAAAUGGAACUUAUAUACAUAUUAAAUGUAAUGAUAAUAAUUAAUGGUAAAUUUAACUUUACACACACACAGACACACCGAAGGGGCUCCCUCAUCAAAUUGGUAGGGUUCUAAACGUGAUUGUGAGAGAAACGAGCGGAGACAAAUUUUUAGAGGUGUACAAUAAAGAAAGCCAGCAAGCAAAAAGUAAGUAAAAGUGUCUGAAGUAAACUCACUCUCUGUCUGUAUGUAAAACACGAAAACGAUUAGUGCGAUAAGUGAGCGAAAGAGCGAGAGAGAAAUAGAAAGAGAGCGAGAUUUGAGAAAGGAAGGGAAACAAACAAACGUGCGCUGUUUAGGGUAUAUUUUAGCAAAGAAAACAAAACAAGAAAACGGAAACCAAUUGGUUUUCCAAUUUAGUCAGAAUCAGUUCGUUUUUGCGCCACCGCCAACCGAUUGGUUCAAAGCUCUUUUUUGUUCGUUUGUUCUUUUCUGUUUCGAUUUUUUCUUAGGUUAAUGCGAAAAAUACGUUGUUUUUUGAAGAAAAAAAAAAUGUGCAUGCAAACAGCGAACGCGAUAACACACACCCACACACACGUACACGUGUCUAGUUGUUAUGUAAGUUUAGAUAAUCUAACUCUUUUAACUCCGUCUCCGCGGCACGUUUCGCAGCGACAGAUUUUAUACCACAAAAACAAGCAAAAAAAUACACAUAAUCAGCCAAAACUAUUUUACGUUCCCCCAAAAAAACUAUUUUUUCCGUUCUGUUUUUUUGUAAAAUAUAUAAAUUUAUCGCUAAACUUAAGCUACCACUAUUCUUUCUCCAAAGCAAGUGAAAAAAAAAACGAUGAGAUUUGAGCAAAAUGAAAAGUAAAACGCGAAAAAAAGGAAACUAACUCAAAUACAUUCGUUGCCGUGAAGAAAAAUUCAACUAAACUAAAAAAGAAAGGGUAGUAAAAUAAUUAAACAAGAAAGAGGAAAACAAAACACUGGGGAAAACGAUAUCUAGUUCUGCUGCAAACAAAGGCAAACAAAAAUCAACCAUUGAUGAUCAUUGAAGUGAGAGUGCGAGAGCGAGCGAGAGUGAACGGAUGCGAGUGAAAGGAGCGAAAUCAUUUCUGUCGGCGAGUUUAGCCGGCAGUGAUUUUGACGGAAAGAAUUCAAAACAGAAUGAAGGAGCAAAACAACAAUGGAAAAUACACACACUCAAACAAACACACACAGCAUACAAUAUAGGUGUACUAAGAAAAAGGCAAAAAGGCAAGAAAAAAAAACAAAACCUAUUUUUAUCAUUACAUUUUUGUAUACACAAGCAAGCGACAGGCAAAACAAAA